UUGGCACAGAGCUUCCAGCGGUGACUUUUCCGUCUUGCCGGCCGGUUUCGGCGGUCGGUGAUCCACCGCCCCCGAGUUCCGGGCCGUGCCGGCUCAGGAUCCCAAGAGAGUCGGAACGCGUGCCGGUUCGGCGAUAAGAUAAGAAAGAUCGGACAGCGCCGUUGGUCAUGGAUUCACUUUGGUCGAUGCCAUGCUUCCAGUCGCUUUGGGGGCGACAUCAACAGCAGUGUAGAGAAAAUGUGCCACAUUGUGUCUUCAUAGGGCGUCCCCAGCAACAAGUUUGCUAUCUUAAAAGAUGUCGCCCACCUGUCGCUUCUCUCCCUUACCGGAACAUAGGUAGGUCUCCAGCGUGUCUUCAAUUUGAGUAACAUCUGUGCCUCUUCUCGUGAGCACAUGUCCUAAUGACUCGUCCUCCUCAGAGACCUUUUGCUUUAGUUUAGUUUCAAUUUACUCCUCU
Messenger RNA from Colletotrichum destructivum, 457 nucleotides. RefSeq lists its product as uncharacterized. The coding region runs from base 168 to 368 and encodes 66 amino acids. The transcript has a single exon. NCBI's taxonomy places the organism in Eukaryota, Fungi, Ascomycota, Sordariomycetes, Glomerellales, Glomerellaceae. The record is from RefSeq and is a predicted model, not a curated record.